Aphanomyces invadans is the source of this 4651-nucleotide messenger RNA. RefSeq names its product YjeF family domain-containing protein. Gene Ontology annotation, molecular function: ATP-dependent NAD(P)H-hydrate dehydratase activity. Lineage: Eukaryota; Oomycota; Saprolegniomycetes; Saprolegniales; Verrucalvaceae. The record is from RefSeq and is a predicted model, not a curated record. Gene Ontology annotation, biological process: metabolite repair. The transcript is spliced from 6 exons. The coding region runs from base 24 to 1025 and encodes 333 amino acids.
UGACGAUCUUGCCACGAGCCACGAUGGAUCCAAGCGAGUUGAUUCCGCCGCUGACGUGCGAGGCGUACAAGGGGCAACAUGGUAAAGUGGGGAUUGUCGGGGGCUGCGCAGAGUACACGGGAGCUCCAUACUAUGCCGGCAUGGCCGCGUUGAAGACGGGCGUGGAUCUAUGCCAUAUCUUUUGCACUCCCGAGGCAGGUAUUCCCAUCAAGUGCUACAGCCCAGAGCUCAUUGUCCACCCGUACCUCGGCAUGAGCACCAACGACCGCAUUCUGGCGGUCCUGCCCCGCCUCGAUGCCUUGAUUCUUGGUCCAGGCCUGGGCCGUGACCCCAACGUCUUGAACGCGACCAAGUCCAUCCUCACCGCGGCCACGGAGCUGCGCUUACCCCUCGUCCUGGACGGCGAUGCCCUCUACCUGCUGGCGACCGAUGUGACGCUCCUACGGAAUUACUCGAACGCAAUUCUGACACCGAAUGCGAUGGAAUACGGUCGUCUCUGCGUGGCGCUCGGUUUGACCGACGCACUUGACGUGACCGGUGCCGCAUCCAUUUCGGCGCACGACGUCGCAGCGGCGCUUGGCCACGUGACUGUGCUUCAAAAAGGCGCCGUCGACACGAUUUCCGACGGAUAUUCAAGCUCGACGCAAGACCGUUUUCCCAUGUAUCGUCGAUGUGGCGGCCAAGGCGACGUACACGUUCCUUCCUCACAGCGAAGGGCUCACGCGCGGUGCGCACUAGGUCCUGGCGGGAUGCGUUGGUGCGUUUCUCGCGUGGGGUGCCAGUCGUGGGUUCGUCAAGAUUUAAUCGAUUUCUUGACGUGGUUCUCCUACUCGGUCGUUCAUCCUAGCAAACGCAAGACCGCGCCUCGGCCACUGCCGUCGAUGCUGCGUCUGGCCGCGUACGGAGGCUCGCUCGUCACUCGAAAAAGUGCCAGCAUCGCAUUUGAUCGGCAUGGCCGAGCCACUACCACCCCCGACAUCUUGGCGUCGAUUCACGACGGAUUUGACGGUUUGUUCAAGACAUAGCGAGAGCUACCUCGACUUGUGAGGCUCAAAUUGAACCGUGAACCCUCCCCCCGUUCGUUUCGUCGCGUUUUGCUUGAGUUGUCGGUCGCGCUCUGCUUGGACUCGCGCACGCUCUCGUCGCAGGACGUCGCUAGCGCGGCGACGAGUGACUUCGACGCGUUGGAGCUCCACGAGCGAUUCCUGCGAUGUCGGUAGGUGCAGCGGAGGGGCCACCGGGCGGUCGUCAACGCACGGCGGAGUGGACUCUGCCACGCCCUCGGCCACUGCAUCACGUACUUCAAAGGGAGAGUACAGGAUAGGCAUGUCGUCGAGCAAGACGUGCAAGUAUGCGCUGGUUGACGUUGGCUUGACCGCCAGUUCCAGAGUGCCCGGCACUGCGCCUGCACGGACGUCGACGGGAGUCGAUUCAUGGAGCGUGUGGUAUGGGGCGACAUACGCCGUAACGCGGUCGGCGGUGGGGUCGGUUCUAGUGCAGGCAUUUCCGUAGGCAUCGCGUAAUUGCAGGGUCAAGUAGACGACUUCGCGUUGGCGCAGCUGAUGCAAUUGGGACUUGACUUGUCGGAUUUCUGUAAAGUCAACAUGCGGUCGCGCCGGGAGAACGUCGAGCUUGGAUGCGAACAAUUCCACGCAGCCAUCGCUGGAAGAUAACGACGACGUCGCAUGCGUUGGUUCGAGGGUAGCCACAAUCGAGUAUUCGCCAGCGACGAUCAUGUCAAAUGUCGCGCUGGAAUUGGCGGCGGCCACAGGAACCGUUUGAAUCAAGGGGUGCAGUGCAUGCCCGCACCGAACCAACGCCCGUGGACUCAACGUGUGCUCCGACGUUCGUGUGAUAACAACCUUGACAUUAUACCCAUGCAGGUUGGCCACGAUCGCAGCGUCCCAGUCGACGCAGACGACAGCGCCAGCGCCUGCAAUUACGGGACACACACAGACAACUCGACAUGCCGAGAGGAUGUCUUGAAGCGACGGCUCCGUGCGGACGGUCAAGGACCAUGGACUGUCACCGACCGCGCAGUCGUCGUGCAGUCCGUCGAUGCCAAUCUCGAUGGCGUACACUCCACACUCGUCGGGGCACUCGACGGACAGACGACAGUCCACAACGGAGCACGUUUCCUUGAACACGAUCGAGUUGUUGGUGGGGUUUGUGAUUUGCACCACCACGACUGCGUUGGCAUCGAUUUCCGUUGUCGAGUUGCCCCAUUUGUCGCGGAGGACAAGCGCCCCACAGAACCGAGCGUGUGGCGGCCCUUGGAGCUGCCGGUUUGUGGAUGCAUUGGAGUUCCAUGCCACGAAGCAAUGGGACGGGCUCACGGGACCAGGCACAAUGUCAAGCGCCAAAGGACUGUCGGCCACCGGCUGGGUGUUUAACGCAACUUCCAAGACGAAUCGUCCGGCUGUGGCGCUUCUGCACCGACCGCUGUACGAGCCAUCCAUGUUGUCGUCGAUUUCAACGACACAAUCCGGUAUCCACAGCCCCAGCGCGACCUUGGCGUCGUUCGAGUCUUGCAACGAGAGCCUGCCGCUGAAGCGGGACCCUCCCGUCGAGCAUUCGCCCCCAUUCACGUCUCGAGAUUGGAUCGUAAAGCGAAUCCAGGACCCCGCAACGAACGGCGGACGCGACCUGAACUCGAGUGUGGAAGUGGGUCCAAACGCCCCAGUCGUGACAAUCACGUAGUGCUUGCGGCCACAGCACAGCUGACGCACCCGCUUCUUUCCGAAGAAUGCAGCGACUUGCUGCGGCGUCGUCGUCACAGCUCCAGCAUCGUGCGCUUGAUCGCCUGGAAGCCCCCAUGUCCAAACCGAACCAUCGGCCGUGAUGCCAAACACUUGGGCCUGGCUCACGCUCAGCGCAUCCACAGGUGGUAGCCCUGCUACCUUGUGGGGGGACGAGUAACUCGUGUACGAGCCAUCCCCCAUCUGUCCUGCGAUUCCAAGUCCCCACAUCCACACGUCGCGCGUGGUUGUGAUGGCACCAGAAAAUUCUUCCCCGCAAACUACCAUCGCGCAUGGACAUGGCAUUGGCACGACUUCAAACCCGAACAUGUCACGAGAAUGACCAAGACCAAGUUGUCCGCAGCUAUUUGAGCCACUGGACCAUAUUCGCCCCAUGCUGUCGGCAACACAAGUGUGCGCUCCACCGCACGCGACGUGGGUUACGUCGGAGAGGGGUGCAAUGAGUGUUGGCACUUGAACGUGUGGUUGCGCACUGAUGCCCAGCUGCCCCAACGAAUUCAGCCCACACGCGUACAUCCGUCGAUCGGUGGUCAAGAAGAUCGUAUGGGCAAUCCCGCAAGCCGCAGACACAACAACAACGUUGCCGGCGGCCAAGGAUUCGAUUUCCCGUGGAGAGGCCUCACUUGCUAAAGUGCCGUGGCCAAGUUGCCCUUGCCGCCCAAUGCCCCAUGCGUACGUUGCUCCGUCCGCUGCCACCGCGACGGAAUGCCCUGCACCACACGCAACUGCGGCAACCCGACGUCCCAGUAGAGCCGGAACGAGGCGCGGGAUGUCUACCGUUGAUGCGUUGUUGCCGCCAGCUUGUGUUGCGAGCCCGCAUUGCCCGUGAGCAUCGUUGCCCCACGCAUACACGUCGCCAGUCAAGGUAAGAGCUAGCGUAUGCAUCGCCCCCGCCGCGACUUCGACGAUGUCCUUUCCUCGGAAGGCGUCCAGCAUUGUCGGUAGCGAUAGUCUCGUCUUGGUCAUCCCAUGCCCCAACUGUCCUUCAUCGCCACGCCCCCAGCUAAAGACCGUCCCGAAGCCGUCUUGGUGGGGCUCGAAGUUGUUGAAGAGAUCUGCCUUCAUCCUUUGAAGCGUCGAGUCCGUCGGAGACAGAACGAGGGCUUUCAUUACGAGGUCCCGCGCAUCGCGACGACCGGAAUCACCAAGGUGCAUAGCAGCGCUCGACGCUCGAAAAUACCCCGUCGUCCACGUUGGAUGCAAUUCGAUCGCUCGGAAGCCGUCAUCCAACGCCUUGUCAAAGUUGCGUAUCGCGAAAUAUGCACCUGAUCGAUGGCUGUAGAGCAUGGCUAGCAGCUCAUUCGGGUGCGUCGUUGACACCACUUCGUCCCUGGCGCCGCCGUGUGUCGCAUGCCAAAUGCAAUUGGUGUACCAAGCGAUAGCAUCGUGAAAUUGCCCCGCUUUGAAAGCUAUGUCCCCCUGUUGUUUUUCCCAAGACUGAGUCGAGUUGACGGCAUCCACGGACGACGCGGACCCCAUGCAAUGAUCACGUUUCCAAGUUUGGCGGGCCUUCUCAAAAUAUCGCUACUUUCUCCUGUGCAUGGCGAAGUAACGGACCAUGGGGCAUCGCCAAGUCCUGGAACCAGUCAAGGUCGUCGUCGUGUGGCGCCGCGUGGAUGGCAUGCCUGCACGUGCUCGAAUGCACUGGUGGACCGCCAGACUAUGCCACGUGCUGCUCAGCAUGCAUCGUCCCACGAGUGGUCAGGAAUGUUUGGGUCGUUUCGCGACCAGAGGCAUCCACCUUCGGACUGCGCACCCACAAUAUGGUUGGAACAACGCACGGGAACUGCUGACACUGCGUCAUGCGCUGUGUGUGCAGGGUGGAGCUUGCGGCGGCGCAGUCUCAUUCGAACUUGUCGUGCAUGCACCGCGGUUUCCGAAGUCACGUCCAU